UAAGAACCACUUUUGUUCAAAGUAUCCAAAUUUCCAAGAAUUACAAAAUUAGGACAUUUAAUCCACAUUUUGAACAACCUAAAGGAAGAUGGCAUGCAGGAAGCCCCAUCAUGAGAAAGAGUGAUCAAAACAAUUUCUAGGGAGAACUCAAUAUCUUCAGCUGGAGCAGUGAUGAAGAAAAGGACAAAUUUUGUGAAGAAUUAAUGGAAGAGAGUAAGAUAGAGAUGGAUCGGGUCCCCCUGGUUGAGUUUUUCAUCCAGUCUGCUGAACGCCUCCAAGUUUCCCCCAUUGUUAAGUAUUCUGCGUUCUCCUUCUUAGCCGAUCGCUUCGUUCCCUCUCUUCCAACCUUCAUACAAGCUGAUGGAACUUCCUCUUCAAGUUGGCUAUUGCGACCUGUCACCCAGAGCACCUUGCAGCUGUUUGCGCUUAUUUCUCUGUGGAUUUCUACCAAAAUACACAAUUCUCGACCACUCUCCAUUGCAUGUUUCAAGUCCUUGGCUGACACUUCCAUCAAGGAGCAGCACUUCACUACUCGUAAUUUCCUUGAAGCAGAGGUCCUCUUCAUGCAGGUUUUGAAUUUUGAGAUUGGUACAGCAAAUAUUGCUUUCUUCUUCCUUGAAGAUCUUUGGGUUCAGUUCAGGGGAGUGGCCAAAGUUGGCGAAUUGAUUAGCAUUGAAGUUUGCAUGGAUAUUAUGGAUCUUCUAUAUGAAAAAGAGGAUAUGUCGGUUCAUUUUAGGUCCCCUAAGUCCCUUGCUGCGUCAAUCUUGGUUACGUCAUACGUAAUCACGGUCCCUAAACAGAAAUGGGAGUUUCCUGUUCUUGCAUGGGUAAAUUUUGUGACCUCAUGUAAGGAAGCUGAUAUCACAAGAUUGGUGACCAAGAUUCUCAAGCAUGUUCUCCGUCCUUCCUGAGAUAUGAUCAGUAGGUGGCGGCAAAAGAAAUUAGUCAUUCAGGAUCGCAGAAGAGUUUGAGGAUAUAUAUAUAUAUAUAUAUAUGUAGCCAUAUCAAAGAAGAACAUUCAAAAUUAAAAAAUUGAAGAGAUAGUACUCUUCCAUUUACCAGUUAGUAAUGGAAGACAUUGUGCUACAUGUGACC
Messenger RNA from Vigna radiata var. radiata (mung bean), 1095 nucleotides. RefSeq names its product cyclin-J18. The coding region runs from base 204 to 911 and encodes 235 amino acids. The transcript has 10 exons. The record is from RefSeq and is a predicted model, not a curated record. NCBI's taxonomy places the organism in Eukaryota, Viridiplantae, Streptophyta, Magnoliopsida, Fabales, Fabaceae.